CUUCGCGGCCAGGCUCGCGGCCGGGCUCGCGGCCGGGCUCGCGGCCGGGCUCGGGCGACGUGGCCGGCGGCGCGCCGGACGGCUGCAGAGGUGCAAAGCCUCGGCCGCUCUCCCUGGCCGGCGGCGAGAUAAGGACGGAUGCGCUGGGAAUGUCGUGGCCCUCUGCGGCGCCAUGGUGAUCACAAGAUCCUCGAACAGCGGCGCAGGCAACAAGUGGAGGGAGGGGCCCGCGAACAGCAUCGUUCCGGUUAAGGAGUGGACAAGCGUGAAGCACGGUCGCGAGGUUCGCAGCUCAUGCAGCAGCGGCCGCGUCGUGGACGUGUCCGACCGCAACGUGCUGUGCAUGUCUCUGCUCGGAGACAAGGCGGUGCUGGGCAGCGCGGACCACGGGCUCAAGGAGCUCAGCGUCCGCGGCGGCCAGGUGCUGAGAAACCUCUACACGAAGAGGUACGGGCACACGGAGUGGGUCACUUCCGUGUCGCACUGCCCUGACGGCCGGGUCGUCUCCGGCGCCGCCGACAGCAAGCUGUGCCUUUGGGGCGCCGCGGGCGUGCAGUGCGUGGACCUCACCGGCCACAUGGGCUCCGUGUCGCGGGUGCGGACGCACGCCCAGGACGGGCGCCGUGGCGAUCUCCGCCAGCUACGACCGCACGCUGCGGGCGUGGGACCUCGGCAGGAAGCGCGAGGUGGCGUGUUGCACAGGCCACACCGCGCCGAUCCUGGAUUUCACAUGGGCGGACGAUGUGAUUGCGAGAGACCGCGGCGGCACCGUCUGCCUGUGGAACGCCGCCACCGGGGCGCACGUCGGCACCCUCCGCGGCCACAAGGGCCACGUCACCGCGAUGCUCGCGCUGCCGGGCUCGUGCUGCGGCGGCGGCGCGGCGGCCCCCGCGCCUGGGGCUCGGCGGCCUCUGCGGCGGGCCUCGGCGCGCAGGACGGGUGCAUCCGCGUGUGGGACUUGCGGCAAAGGCUGAACACAAACACGCUUACUGCACACCCGGGAGGCGCCGUGAACGAGAUCGGCGUCACGCUGGGCGCGUCCCCUCCGGUGGUUGUCUCCAUCGGGGCCGACGGCAGGCUCUUGAUGCUCGACCCGCGCGCGAGCUUCCGGCCCCUCUUCGAACACGGCGGCAUUACUGAGGACAGACGAUUUCUUGUACAGCAUGCUGGUCCUCGACGACAUCGUCUUCACCGGAGAUGGGCGCGGCAAGGACAGCGAAUUUUCUCAUGUGCGAAGCGGCCAGCACAAGUAUUCACUGAAUGCUGGCGAGAAUGCGGUACGCUGCAUGGGAGCCACUGGGAGUAGCCUGAUUUGCGCCGGAGACGAUGGCAACGCCAUCAUCUUCGAUUUCUAGGCUUGCGAAGUGCCGGACCGGGCGUUGCUGGUCUGGGCGCCCGCGGCUGUGCGUUGCGCCCAAUUUCGCGGGCCCAAAAAUUUGGUUCUCGCACGGCGCCGUCCCGCCCGGUUCGGUCCUUAUCCCGGCAAAAGUUUCAGAGUUUCCGGAAUCGGACACUUGGUAGUCACCCUCGCAAUGAUGCCACCCAGCUUGCGUCGAAAUGGCGCUCUUCGUGGCAUGCGUGCCCCUCACCCCUCUGUCAGCGUGGCUGGCCGAGUGGCCGCCGCCGCGCGGAAUGCGCGGACUGACUGCGCGCCCGCUGGCAGUCGCAUGAAA
Molecule: messenger RNA, 1673 nt
Organism: Prorocentrum cordatum
Lineage: Eukaryota; Dinophyceae; Prorocentrales; Prorocentraceae
Source: the annotation of a GenBank genome assembly